CAAGGACUCGCCCACGACUCGAUUCUGGCUCCUCUCUAAUUUCUUGCCAUCCAAAACCCUGUAUCACUCUCAGGGACCCAAAAACCCUAGGUGGUCAUCCUCGAACAAUGGAGAUGGAGAUCAAUCUGGAGAACUUGCCAUUCGAUCUCGACUUCCAUCCUUCAUCUCCCAUCGUGGCCACGGGUCUCAUCAAUGGCCGUCUUCUCCUGCAUCGCUACUCCGAAGAUUUGCAGCUUCAAAGAUUGUUUAAGAUUCGCGUGCAUCGGAAAUCAUGCAGAGCUGUUCGAUUUGUUAAUUCUGGAAGUGUUAUUCUUACAGCUUCUCCUGAUCGUUCAAUUCUUGCCACGGACGUGGAGACUGGAAAGGAGAUUGCUCGCUUAGAAAAAGCUCAUAGGGCUGCUGUGAAUCGGCUUGUAAAUUUGACAGAGACCACGAUUGCAUCGGGAGAUGAUGAAGGUUGCAUUAAGGUUUGGGAUACAAGGCAACGUGCUUGUUGCAAUUCCUUUGAGGCUGAUGAAGAUCUUGUGUCAGAAACAACUUAUAUCUCAGAUAUGACUUACGUGCCUGAUUCAAUGCAACUGUUGGCGUCAAGUGGGGAUGGGACGCUUUCUUUAUGCAGUCUUCGGAAAAAUAAGGUACAAACCCGAUCAGAGUUUGCAGAAGAUGCGUUGUUGUCUGUAGUCACCAUGAAGAAUGGUCGAAAAGUUGUUUGUGGAGCAGAGUCCGGAGCUAUGUUGCUGUAUUCUUGGGGCCAUUUGGAGGACUGCAGUGAUCGUUUUCUUGGGCACAGUCAGUCUGUUGAUAAAUUACUGAAGCUUGACGAAGACACUGUCAUUUCUGGAUCGGAUGAUGGAUUAAUCAGGUUGGUGGGUAUCUUGCCGAAUAAAAUUAUUCGGCCAUUGGCUGAGCAUGCAGAGUACCCAAUUGAAGGUCUAGCAUUUUCACAUGACAGGAAAUACCUUGGUAGUAUUUCACAUGAUCAAAUGUUAAAGCUGUGGGAUUUACAAGAACUUCUAGAUAGUAAACAAGAUGCCUCUAGCAGUCAGAUGGUUGAAGCUGAGAGUGAUAAUGAUGAAAUGGAUACAGACCCACUUCCAGGAAAUAAGAGAAAGAGGACAAGCAAAGGUCAGAAUACAACUUCAGCUGCAGAUUUCUUUGCGGACAUGGAUGAUUCAUAGUUGAAUCUCUCCAAUGUUUUAUUAUAAUUCUCAAUCAGGAUAUAUGGAUAUUCAUUGUUGAACGUCUUAUUGGGUUUUUUCAUGUCAAAUGGCUUUAUAGUGGUCUCUUUUAUUUCUCUUUUUGUUGGGUAAAUUGUAUCAUUUUUGUCCUGAUCAUAUAGUUGGCUUAUCAGAUGCAUCAUGCUAAACCAAUGUUUAUCGAUUUUAAACCGUCUAUUUGAACCCUUUGUGUCAUUACCUGA
Messenger RNA from Asparagus officinalis (garden asparagus), 1420 nucleotides. Its product is annotated as WD repeat-containing protein 55. NCBI's taxonomy places the organism in Eukaryota, Viridiplantae, Streptophyta, Magnoliopsida, Asparagales, Asparagaceae. The record is from RefSeq and is a predicted model, not a curated record. Bases 108 to 1178 code for a protein of 356 amino acids. The transcript is spliced from 15 exons. Gene Ontology annotation, molecular function: protein binding.